This is a messenger RNA of Durusdinium trenchii, 1410 nucleotides long. The record is from the annotation of a GenBank genome assembly. Lineage: Eukaryota; Dinophyceae; Suessiales; Symbiodiniaceae.
AUGCCCGGGAAGCUCAUCCAGUGCCUGAAGUCCACGGGAUGCUCCAACCCGGUGGUGCUCAUCGAUGAGAUCGACAAGCUCGGCCGGGACAUGCGUGGAGAUCCCUCUUCUGCGCUGCUGGAAGUUCUGGACCCCGAGCAAAAUGGCAGCUUUCGGGAUCACUACCUGGAUGUCCCAGUCGAUUUGUCCAACAUCCUCUUCCUGAGCACGGCGAACAUGUUGGACACGAUCCCCGGUCCGCUACUGGACCGUAUGGAAAUCAUCCGCCUCGCGGGCUACGUCUACGAAGAGAAGCUGGCCAUUGCCAGCAAGUACUUGAUCCCCCAGACAGAGGAGCAGAGUGGCAUCGGCACAGAGCGGCUGAACUUGCAGGAAGAGGCUCUCCAGAAGAUGAUCAAAGACUAUGCUCGAGAGGCGGGUGUCCGAAACCUCCGACAGCUGCUGGAGAAGGUGAGCCGCAAGGUCGCGCUCGACCUGGUCCGCAAGAAGAAGUCCGCACCCAAUGUGGAGCAGGGCCCGGCUCUCAUCAAUCUGGAGAAUCUCUCCACCUACAUUGGACAGCCGCUCCACAUGUCGGACCGGCUCUACAUUGGCACACCUCCCGGGGUGGUUAUGGGUUUAGCAUGGACGGCCAACGGGGGUGCCACCCUCUAUGUGGAAGCUCGAGGCCGACUUCCUUGUGGCAGGGUGCAAGGUGGCAUGGCUUCCUUAUCCGCUGAGUCGGCCAAGGGAGAGUCCAAGCCUGGUAGUGGACACAUGCAGGUCACUGGUCAGUUGGGAAGUGUGAUGAGUGAGUCUAGUUCAAUAUCUUUGACCUAUGCUCGACUCUUCAUGCGGGAGCUAGAUCCCACGAAUACCUUCCUGGACGUGGCCAACAUUCAUUUGCAUGUGCCCGAAGGUGCUACGCCCAAGGAUGGCCCCUCAGCGGGUGUGACCAUGACCUCCGCCCUCUUGAGUUGUGCUCUUGAACGGCCGUUGUUGGCCGAUGUCGCCAUGACUGGGGAGCUCACUCUCAUGGGCAAGGUGCUGAAAGUCGGAGGCAUCAAAGAGAAGGUCAUUGCUGCUCGACGGGAAGGAGUGAAGACCUUGCUUCUGCCUCUUCAGAACGAGGCGGAUUACAUGGAGAUCAAGGAGUACUUGCGCGACGGUCUGACGGCCCACUUUGUGGAUCACUUUGAUGAUGCCUAUCGGCUCAUGUUCGAUCCAAAAGAGGUGCCCUCUCUGAAGUCUUCCAGAGGCCUUCCAGUGAUCACGGUCCAGCCGCCGACCAUUGAGAAGGCGGAGGAGCCCGUGGAGAUAAAGAUACACAAGAUGCCGGAGGAGACAGACACAGGCUUGAAGAUUACCCCACUGCCCAGAGGCCUUCCAAGUCGAUCUGAAGUGCCCAGCAGUUUGGCCAAGUCACUCUGA